AUAUUCGAAUGCUAUGAAUCGUGGGAUGAGGAGGAAGACGUAAGUCCAGGAAUCCCUGUGCUACCAGUUGGCUCAUCUUUUCGGAGAAAGGAGCUUUACGAAGUCACUAAACAUGAAGAGGUGGUUGAAAAGCAAAGAAGGGGGAGUGGAGAAAGGGGAAAGGAAACGUCCAAAAGGCAUGGCCGGUAGUUAUUCUUGCGAAAAAAACAGUACAAAAAUGAAAGAGCAACAAACACUCGAGUCUAGUGAUGAAGAUGACUUGCAGGAGGCGAUUAAUCGCAGUAUCAUUACCGGGCAUAAAGAAAAAAAUACUUUGAACGAGGGAACGUUGAGCAAAAAAAUGAUGUCGCUGGAUGAUUCUUACUCCAUUGACUUAGGUUCAUCUUCUGAUGAAGUUUCAACAAGUAGAAUGAGAGAAUCGGCUGGUGAACAUCUUGGCCAUAACAUACCUUCGAGCAGCGAUACUGAAUCUGAUGGCAAUGAAAAACAGGUUUCAUUCUUGCAUAUGGAUUCGUUAUUACCAAUUUAUGAACUGGGAGUUAGAAAUGGUUUUAACACCAAAGAAAUAGAUUCUUUUAAAUCCGAAUAAAAAAUUAGUAGCCCGGGCGGUUCCUGCGUCAUGUGAUGUAAAUGCCGCUUUUGUAGUGGACGUUUCUGCUCCCCAUGUGUCACACUUCAAGAGUAUAUUUGCUGACGACCUUGGUGCAUGGGUUCCUAACGGAACUAAACACGCAUACUAUCGAGUUCCAAAUCAAACAAAACCUCCUAUGAAAGUUUCUGAAAAUAUUUACAAAGAUGACAAUCAACGGUAUGUGUAUAAGGCAACCAGAAGCUAUUUCAGGAAUAAAUCGUCGUCGGAACUUCUCAGGAUCGUCUUACAUUUAAAAGAUACAGAUCAGAAUGAUCAAAUGCAUAAUUUCGUGUUUGUCCAAUAUAUAUUUGAUGGGCGUGAACAUGCGGUUGAUGUAAAAGUGCAUGGCAACUCAAAAAGAAACAAAGCUGCAUACUACCGCACCUCCCAUACAACAAAAGAACGCUUAAAAGAACUGUGCAUGCAAGGCAAGCCGCCUGCCAGUACGUUUCACGAGAGCAUAGAGGAACAAGGUGGUAUUACCGAGUUCAAAAACGCUGCUUGCCAUUCACGGAAUGUCAGGCAAAUUAAAUACGUUAAAGAAACAUUGAAAGAAAAGCCUGGGGACCAAAUGAUGGAGCUUCUUGAAAUGCUGAAGGAAGGCAAUAGAAACGCAGACAAAGCAUUCGUCCGCAAAGUUGAAACAUCGUCUGAACCGUAUGUUGUGCUUGCCACAAACCAUCAACUAAACGACGUUACCUGUUUCUGUUGUAAUCCUGCGAAGUUUAGUGUUUUAGGAGUCGAUCCUACAUUUAACUUUGGUAAGUACUACGUUACUGUUACUACAUACCGACAUCUACUAUUACGUACAAAUGAGGGACCUCAUCCUGUGAGAGUCGGACCUGUGUUGGUGCACAACAGGAAAAAGUCAUCCAGCUAUCACGAGCUGCCAUCGACUAUGAUUAAAUUAAACCCAGCAACCCGAAAUACACUUGUAUAUGGCACAGAUGGUGAAAAAGCUGUAUCAGAUGCUUUUGGAUCUUGUCUUCCGAAUGCCAAGCAUUUGCUAUGCGAUCUUCACAUGCGGGACAACAUAUCAUCAAAACUCCACGAGCUUGGAAUUAGAGGGGAAGUGGCAAAAUCGAUCGUACUCGAUGUAUUUGGCAGGAGAGUUGGGGGAGAACGAAUUCCAGGACUUAUUGACACAGCUAGUGUAAGCGACCUAGACUUAAGGAUGGAAAAUCUGAAAGUAAAGUGGGAAAGCAACACACAAUGA
Messenger RNA from Dendronephthya gigantea, 1847 nucleotides. RefSeq lists its product as uncharacterized. The coding region runs from base 768 to 1847 and encodes 359 amino acids. The transcript is spliced from 9 exons. The record is from RefSeq and is a predicted model, not a curated record. NCBI's taxonomy places the organism in Eukaryota, Metazoa, Cnidaria, Anthozoa, Malacalcyonacea, Nephtheidae.